This is a messenger RNA of Peronospora matthiolae, 1179 nucleotides long. NCBI's taxonomy places the organism in Eukaryota, Oomycota, Peronosporomycetes, Peronosporales, Peronosporaceae. The record is from the annotation of a GenBank genome assembly.
AUGGAGUCCUCGUCGAGUCGCUACCCGCAAGAGCAAAGCCGUCGCUGCUCAUCCGCGUCGCUUCGCCACGUGCGCCACCGCUCCUCCAGCAGCAGUAGUCUCAGUGUCUCAGCCUGCAGUAUCAGCAGCACAGUGAGCAACUACCCGCCGUCGAGUGUGCAGCGGUUGUCUUAUUGUGGCGAUCAGUCUUAUGAGGAUUAUGAGGUGGUAUUUACCGAAGACAAAUUGGGGUUGACACUCAAGAGCCACGAGCAUAUCGACCCUUUGGGCCAUCGGAUUCCAGAGACCAUUGUCAAGUCCACGAUCUUCAGUGUCGGUCAAGUUUCGCACCCGAUUCGAGAAGGAGAUGCGCUGCAGUCAGUGAACGGAGAGAGUAUUACAAACUUGCAGUUUCAAGACGUCCUGCGCAUUUUAAAGAUUGCGCCACGCCCGAUUCGCCUGCGGUUUCGCACGAAAAUGGUAGUGCGUCGAGCGUCAGGCGCUGAGCAGCAAGAGGUGUCUGCUAGACGGUCUAGUUGGGGGAGUAUCGACAGCGAUUUUCGUGUACCCCUUGCGGCUGGAGCAUUUUUGUUUCCGGAGCGACCGGGUUUGGAAGAAGACCGGGAUGAUUCGGACAGCCAAGACGCCGUCGUGUCGGAAAGCUUUGGCGACGCGGAUAGUGCACGCUCUACAGAGAACAGCUCGGUGAUUACCGAGUUCGGAGACAUGAAUUUGACGUCGAGUCGACAGUCGUCACGUUUGGCUGCGUUUUUGCGCAAACCCUUUCGUCGUGACGACGGGUUCGAUGGCGCGUGGUGGGAACCACGUUUCAGCGCCGUGCCGACUUCUCCACGUACACAGAUUAUGCUCGAUUCGCCGUUGAAGGCUGCGAUCCAUGUACGCUGGUGUGUGCACGCGAAAGCCACGUCGUACCACGUACAGUUUUCCCGAGACUGGACGAUGAAAGUGUGGAAGAACUGGUCCGGUCGACCUGUGCUAGCAAGCGACAGCGACUGCGAAAUGGUGACAACAAUCUUUGGUCUCGACUAUUCGAAAAGCUACGUGACGCGUGUCCGUUAUGAGUUUAGCGGCGGUCCCGGUCCCGGGGAGUGGAGCACAUCCAGCGCGCCUGUUACAACAAUCAAUCACGUCGAUGCAAUGCACCAUCGAAUUGCUCGGUCGAGAGCCCGACGUGGAUGA